Messenger RNA from Psammomys obesus (fat sand rat), 2778 nucleotides. RefSeq names its product component of oligomeric golgi complex 2 (gene Cog2). The record is from RefSeq and is a predicted model, not a curated record. Gene Ontology annotation, cellular component: COG complex; membrane. Gene Ontology annotation, biological process: Golgi organization; intra-Golgi vesicle-mediated transport; protein transport. NCBI's taxonomy places the organism in Eukaryota, Metazoa, Chordata, Mammalia, Rodentia, Muridae. The coding region runs from base 112 to 2328 and encodes 738 amino acids. The transcript is spliced from 18 exons.
UGGGGUGGACGCGGCGCAGGGGCUGGGCUGCCGCGUCCCUCGGUGCAGCCUGCGUCCUCUCCUGCCCCUGGCGGAGUAGCGGCUUGGGGCUGAGGGCCGGCGGCCGGCGUGAUGGAGAGCCGCAGAAUGAACCUGCCCACCGGGCCGGACACGCUGUGCUUCGACAAGGACGAGUUCAUGAAGGAGGAUUUUGACGUGGACCACUUCGUGUCUGACUGCAGGAAGCGGGUGCAGCUGGAGGAGCUGAGAGCCGACCUAGAGCUGUACUACAAGCUGCUCAAGACAGCCAUGGUGGAGCUCAUCAACAGGGACUACGCGGACUUCGUCAACCUGUCCACAAACCUGGUCGGCAUGGACAGAGCCCUCAAUCAGCUUUCUGUGCCUUUGGGACAAUUAAGAGAAGAGGUUCUGAGUCUUAGGUCAUCUGUCAGUGAAGGGAUUUUGGCAGUAGAUGAGCGGAUGUCUAAGCAAGAGGACAUCAGGAAGAAAAAGAUGAGUGUGUUGAGGCUUAUACAAGUUAUUCGAUCAGUUGAGAAAAUAGAAAAAAUCUUAAACUCUCCAAGUUCUGGAGAUGCAUCUUCACUGGAAGCAAGCAGCCCACUCCUGACUGGACAGGUUUUGGAGAGAAUUGCCACAGAAUUUAACCAGCUGCAGUUCCAUGCUGUGCAAAGCAAAGGCAUGCCCCUUUUGGACAAAGUGAGACCCCGCAUAGUUGGCAUCACAGCCAUGUUGCAGCAGUCUCUGGAAGGCCUCCUGCUGGAAGGCUUGCAGACCUCAAAUGUGGACAUCAUCCGGCACUGUUUGCGCACCUACGCCACCAUUGACAAGACACGGGAUGCGGAAGCGCUAGUUGGCCAAAUUCUGGUGAAGCCGUACAUCGAUGAGGUGAUCGUUGAGCAGUUUGUUGAGUCUCAUCCCAGUGGCCUUCAGCUCAUGUACAACAAGCUCCUGGAAUUUGUCCCUCACCACUGCCGCCUUCUCCGGGAAGUCACAGGAGGAGCUGUGUCAAGUGAGAAAGGCACUGUCGUCCCUGGCUAUGAUUUCCUGGUGAAUUCAGUGUGGCCAGAAAUAGUCCGAGGACUCGAAGAGAAGCUGCCGUCGCUCUUCAACCCUGGGGACCCCGAUGCCUUUCACCAGAAAUACACUGUAAGCAUGGAUUUUGUGCAGAAGUUUGAGCGGCAGUGUGGAUCCCAGGCCAGUGUGAAGCGACUGCGAGCACACCCGGCCUACCGCAGCUUCAGCCAUAAGUGGAACUUGCCUGUUUAUUUUCAGAUCAGGUUUAGAGAAGUGGCCGGAUCCCUAGAAGCAUCACUCGCAGCCGGGCUAGAAGACGCCCCAGCUGGAAGUCCGUAUUGCCUUUUGGCUUCUCACACGACAUGGAGCAGCCUGGAGAGAUGCUGGUCCGCAGAGAUGUUCCUGCCUUUGCUGGCACACCGUCUGUGGAGGCUCACGCUGCAGACCCUGGCCCGAUUCUCCGUGUUUAUCAGCGAGCUUUCUGGCAGGCCCAUCUCUAAUGAAAGCAUGAAGGAGACUAAAAAACCUUUGGCUGGCAGCAAAGAGCCUUCCGAAGACCCAGGCAGCCAUCCUCCAGCACUGGUGGCGGCGGCGGCAGCAGCGGCAGCAGCAACAUCCAUUUCCAGUACUCAGCUGGUGUGUGUGGUCUCAGACCUGGACAGGCUUCAGGAAUGGCUUCCAGAACUCCUGGAGACAGUCAAGCCCAAACUGGAAAUGAUCGGCUUUAAGAACUUUUCAUCUAUCUCAGCGGCCCUGGAGGACUCCCAAAGUGCCUUGUCUGCCCAUGUGCCGGCUCUGAGCAGCAGGAUUGUCCAGGACCUGAGUGAGUCUUGCUUCAGUUAUCUGAAGAGUGCCCUGGAGAUCCCCAGGCUUUACCGCAGGACCAAUAAGGAGGUCCCCAGCACGGCCUCUUCUUAUGUGGACAGUGCACUGAAGCCAUUUUACCAGCUUCAGCAGGGUCAUGGGGACAAGGUGAAGCCAGCUAUGAUGCAGUGCUGGCUGCAGGAAGCUCUGUCUGAGAGCACACACAGGUACUUUGAAACUGUGUCAGAUGUGCUGAACUCAGUGAAGAAGAUGGAGGAAAGCCUGAAGCGCCUCAAACAAGCCAGGAGAUCCCCUGCCAACAACCCUGUCAGCUCCAGCGGUGGCAUGAGUGAUGACGACAAGAUCCGACUACAGCUGGCCCUGGAUGUGGAGUACUUGGGAGAGCAGAUUCAAAAGAUGGGCUUGCAGACCAGUGACAUCAAGAGCUUCCCGGCCCUGGCAGAGCUCGUCCUUGCUGCCAGGGACCAGGCGACUGCAGAGCAGCCCUAGGCACCCUGGCAGGACCUGGAGAGGGUACACUUGUCCUGAGUCGCCAGCAACAGCCUGUACCUUGCCCAGUGUGUGUGGCCAUCUUUCACCCAGGAAGAGCCAAAGCCUUUCCAUUGUAUGGAAGAUAGAUUUUAUGACACUUGAAGCUUUUUACUAUAGUUUACAAAGCAAGUUGUCUCAUUUUAUUGUAAAUCUUAGUGUAGACAAGCCGAUUUCUACGAGAGGGUUAAAGUAAAAACACAAGGGUGGCUGUCCGGCUGUCCUGGCCCUGCCAGCGGAAGCGCUGGGCAGCGUGCACAAACAGUGCAGAAACUGUCUCCAACCCUGGAGACACUGUCAGGCCCACGCGCAUAAGAACAGCACUUCUGACCCUGCCGUCCACACCUCUGUCAGGAGCCAGAGAUGGCAGUCAAGAUUCCUUUCCUAAAUAAAGGAAGUAUCUACUGCAAA